Hevea brasiliensis (rubber tree) is the source of this 797-nucleotide messenger RNA. RefSeq names its product oleosin Cor a 13-like. The transcript has 2 exons. Gene Ontology annotation, cellular component: monolayer-surrounded lipid storage body; membrane; extracellular region. The coding region runs from base 73 to 492 and encodes 139 amino acids. Lineage: Eukaryota; Viridiplantae; Streptophyta; Magnoliopsida; Malpighiales; Euphorbiaceae. Gene Ontology annotation, biological process: lipid storage; sexual reproduction. The record is from RefSeq and is a predicted model, not a curated record.
CACUGUCUCUCACUAACCUUCGUCAUCUACAACAAACUCACCGCUGCAUAUCAGUCACUGAUUUUUACAUCAAUGGCAGAGCAGCAACAGUCACAGCAGGGGGUCCAGCUGCCACCGCGCUCCCACCAGGUGGUGAAGGCUGCAACUGCGGCCACUGCUGGCGGAUCCCUCCUACUUCUCUCUGGCUUGAUCCUUGUUGGGACGGUCAUUGCACUCACCGUAGCUACUCCAUUGCUGGUCAUUUGCAGCCCCGUUCUUGUCCCUGCAGUUAUCGCAGUUGGUCUCAUAAUAACGGGGUUCCUGACAUCUGGUGGUUUCGGCGUUGCAGCAAUCUCCAUCUUGUCAUGGAUCUAUAGGUAUGUCACUGGGAAGAAGCCACCAGGUGCAGAAAGUCUAGACCAGGCGCGCAUGAAGCUGACGGGCAAGGCGCGAGAAAUUAAGGACAGGGCCGAGCAGUUUGGACAGCACGCAACUGGUCAACAGACUUCUUAGAAGUGUCGCCACAUCUCAUCUCUCCCUGCUUGAUGGAGAAAGAUUCAUAUGGAUAGUCAAAGAUUAGCAAGGGUGGAGAUACAUAAAAUGGCUUUGAUAUGUAUGAGUCGUAAUUAAUUCUAUUUCCAGUUAAGGCCAUUGCUUGUUUAGUGUUCUUUUUCGCUUUUGGGUUACACUUCUUGUGGAUGGAUCUUUUGUGAGUGCUUUAAAAUAAUUUCUUGUCUGAAUCUGUGUGGAUCUUUGUAAUGAAGUCUUAUUUCUUGUUUUAUGUAGUAAUCAAUUGAUUUGGAUUUUAGUUUGUUCUA